UGUGAGGUACACAAGCAGAGUGCGAAACUUCUUUACAGCACGUUUCGCUUUGCAAGAAGACGCGACUCCGCUGAGCGCUACAUACGUCGCAGUGAGUGAAAUCAAAACAGGGCUACCGGAGCUUUCGCUGGGACAGCUGGCAAGUUUGCUCUCUAGAAACUCGCCGAGCCAGCGCGGCUUUUUUCCGGUAGUGCGACCAAGCUGGAUUCUCGGAGCUCUUCACCAUGUCUGGCGGGUUUUAGAUACUCCAUGGAGCAACCAAACCUGUACGAGGUAGCCCCUCGGCCCCUGGUGAACAGCCUUGCGCAGAGCCAACAAAGUGCCUACUGCUAUAAAGACACCACAGCCGCUGGAGAUCUCAGCGAAAUUUGUGAGAACGAGAAUUCCAUCGACAUUAGUGCAUACAUUGACCCAGCCGCUUUUAACGACGAAUUCCUCGCUGAUUUAUUCCACAACAGCUCCAAACAAGAGAGGCUCAAACUGGCUAGCGGCGAAUACGAGUACCCCCAUGGUGCCAAUGGCGCACCGGGGGCACAGCAGAUGUACGGGUGCAUGACCACCUACAUGGACUCUUCGAAACUGGAACCGAUCUACGACAAUCCGUCAGCACGUAUGAGACCCGUGGCAAUUAAACAAGAACCGCGGGAGGAGGACGAGCUCGGUAACUCGCUGCCAUCGGCAUACCACCACUCUCAACAUCACCCGGCGCAUCUGUCGCACCUACAGUACCAGAUUGCGCAUUGUGCGCAAACCACCAUGCAUCUCCAGCCGGGGCAUCCGACACCUCCGCCGACUCCCGUCCCCAGCCCGCACCAUCAGCAGAACAGCCUUCCCGGCGGAUCCAUGAAAAUGAUGGGCGGCGGAGACCGAAGCAAAUCCAAGAAACACAUCGACAAGAACAGCCCCGAGUACCGCCUGAGGAGGGAGCGCAACAACGUAGCCGUGCGGAAGAGCAGGGACAAGGCAAAAAUGCGCAACGCGGAGACUCAGCAGAAGGUGAUAGAACUGUCGUCGGAUAACGAGAGACUGCGCAAGAGGGUCGAACAUCUCACCCGGGAACUGGAGACGUUACGGGGUAUCUUCAGGCAGCUUCCCGACGGCUCGUUUGUCAAAGCUAUGGGCAAUUGCGCCUAACGGACACAAACCGGAGCGUGAUAGAUUUUUCAAGUUGUGUUAUCGUGUCUGCUGGAUGUACUAGAUGUGACAGAUACUGAAACUGUUUCUACAGAAGCCAGGCAGCUGUGGUAUAUACAUGUGCCUUUUGUACAAAACGAUAAGCUCAUCUCUGCACACAUUUGAACUGUGGACUUUAUGGUUGUUUUCUAUGUCCUCCGUGUAAGAAUGUGUGUUAGCGCCGCGAAACAUAUCAGUGCAGCUAGUCUAGGGCAUGAUUUAACUUUAGCAGCUGUUCAUGUAAACGUACCAACUUUUAUACUCCCCUGUCAGAACCCUUAAUCUCAUGCGAUUUGCCUCUUGAACUACAUUAGAACUGCAAAGUGCACACAGCUUUUUAUUUCUGAUUUCUAAGUCAUAAAAAGUGCACUGAAAACUUUCCUGCAUUUCCGCUUCUGAAAUUCAACUACGUGUGUAUGUAGGUUACACAUCAUUCACGGUGUGGUAGUUUGUGAUGGAACUGUUUUAUAUGUAGGCGGUUAAAUGGACUGAAAAAAAAAAAACAUGCCAAAGCAAAGGAUGGGAAUACAAUCUCUUAAACUGUGGUAUCUGCCAUUUGGGAGACAGAUUAUAUGCACUAUACGACCUGAUGAAGCACAUUUUGUUCUGAAAAUUUGCCAUAGGCUAGGUUCGGGUACUGAUCAGUAAAACGCCUGUGAGUGUACGCUUUUUAGAGUCCGAGCUUUGUAUUUAUGCAGUACAGUUCAUAUCAAAUGUGAAAGGUUGGCCUUUCUAUGCAAGGUUUGUUGAGGUGUUCGGAAUGACUGCGAUCAUCCUGUGCUUUCUCUCCCGGUAUGCAGCGAAGUGCUGUUUAGCUCAUGUAAGAACCCUGUUUUUCUAUGAGAACUUUCUCUAAAUUUCAGUGCCUUUCUAAUCUUUCUCUCUUCAUCGUCAUCAUUGACAUUACCUUUUUUGGAUUAUUUCAAUAUUUUAAAUAUACAGCAAGGAAAAGGAAGCACUUUUACAACCGCCAUAUUGCAAAUGUUAUAUGAAUGUUAAAAUACUUGUCACUUGUAAAAUAAACAUUAUAUAUGCCCAAAAAUUUACGAAUUAUAAUAAAAGAACAUUGUGUUACUGCUGA
Molecule: messenger RNA, 2254 nt
Organism: Electrophorus electricus (electric eel)
Lineage: Eukaryota; Metazoa; Chordata; Actinopteri; Gymnotiformes; Gymnotidae
Gene: cebpa
Product: CCAAT enhancer binding protein alpha
Biological process (GO): DNA-templated transcription; regulation of transcription by RNA polymerase II; myeloid cell differentiation
Molecular function (GO): RNA polymerase II cis-regulatory region sequence-specific DNA binding; DNA-binding transcription factor activity, RNA polymerase II-specific
Source: RefSeq, a predicted model, not a curated record